GUGGAGUAUCUCUUCAAUUACUACUACACCCGGCUGAUAGCCUACAAGGAUCGGUAGAAACACAGGUUGAUUCCAGAGAAAACGGUUUACGCGAACAGGAUUGGUGUUGUUGUUGUUUUUUUUGUUUUAAAUCAAGCUGCUAUAUUUUUUUCUUCCUUUGUCAGUAUCAUUCAGUAACUGGGUUCAUAGGAAAGCUGUAAACGAUUUUAAACGUAAAUCCUCAAGAACGAGAUGGCAAGAGGGGAAGGCGCAGAGCAGUACUCUAAUGCCAAUCUUCUGCAAAAACCCAGCCCAGAUGGAAUCAAAUUGGCAGCAAAGCGUGAAUCAAAAGGCCGGUUGUCGGUGUGCAACAAGCUGUGUUAUGCUGUUGGAGGAGCACCAUAUCAGAUAACAGGAUGUGCAAUCGGCUUCUUCCUUCAGAUCUACCUGCUGGACGUUGCUUUGUUGGACCCAUUUUAUGCCUCCAUCAUCUUGUUUGUGGGUCGAGCGUGGGAUGCUAUCACGGACCCAACUGUGGGUUUUCUGGUCAGCCGGAGUCCCUGGACUAGAUUUGGACGAAUGAUGCCCUGGAUCAUUCUCUCUACCCCAUUUGCUGUGCUGUGCUAUUUCCUCAUCUGGUACGUGCCGUCUGUUGAGCAAGGCAAGGUUGUCUGGUACCUGAUCUUCUACUGCUCCUUCCAAACAUUACAGACAUGCUUCCAUGUACCGUACUCUGCUCUUACCAUGUUCAUCAGCACUGAACAAAAAGAAAGGGAUUCGGCCACAGCCUACCGAAUGACUGUUGAGGUUUUGGGCACACUCAUUGGCACUGCUGUUCAAGGUCAGAUUGUGGGAAUGGCUAACGCUCCCUGUAUCAGUUCUGGAGAGGAUCUGAACUCCACAGAUCUACAGGUGACUCCCGAGGUCAACAUCACCGAGCCUCAUGUUUCACUAGAGCACCUGAGAAAUGCUUAUAUGAUCGCGUCUGGUGUCAUCUGCUCCAUUUAUGUCAUCUGUGCCGUGGUCUUGUUCCUUGGUGUGAAAGAACAAAAAGAGACCUGCAGGGUUAGGUCUGAGCCCAUGUCAUUUUUCCAGGGCAUUCGUAUGGUAAUGGGCCACGGUCCAUAUGCCAAACUGGUCAUGGGCUUCCUCUUCACCUCUCUGGCCUUUAUGUUUCUAGAGGGAAACUUUGCACUGUUCUGUAGCUACACCCUGGGCUUUAGAAACGACUUCCAAAACAUCCUGCUUGUCAUUAUGCUCUCUGCCACACUUGCCAUCCCAUUUUGGCAAUGGUUCCUCACGAAAUUUGGCAAGAAGACUGCUGUGUAUAUUGGGACUACAUCUGUGGUGCCUUUCCUGAUCUCUGUAGUCUUGGUGCCAAGCAGUCUUAUUGUGACGUACGUUGCAUCUUUUGCUGCUGGAGUCAGCGUUGCAGCGGCCUUCCUCCUGCCCUGGUCCAUGCUUCCCGACGUUGUGGAUGACUUUAAAGUCCAAAAUCCUGAAUCUCAGGGCCAUGAAGCCAUAUUCUACUCCUUCUAUGUGUUCUUCACCAAGUUUGCGUCUGGAGUCUCCUUGGGGGUCUCAACUCUUAGUCUUGAUUUUGCCGGCUAUGUGACGAGAGGUUGCACGCAACCCGCCGAGGUCGAUUUAACCCUGAAGAUCCUGGUGUCUGCUGCUCCAAUAAUUUUGAUCAUUAUCGGGCUGCUAAUAUUCAUCUCCUAUCCCAUUGACGAGGAAAAGCGACAAGGCAACCGCAAACUUCUUAAUGAACAACGAGAAAAUGAGAUCGACUCAGAAGCAGACUCCACUGAGAACAAUGUGGUUUAACAGGACAUUGUGCCAUUUGCGAUCGGACCAACAGAGCCAAAACAAACCGAGCGGAUGCUUUGAACCAACCGUGCUGCCUUCUGGCUGAAAACUUUCACCAAUAUCACGCCUACACAACAGCGUAUCAACUUGAAACGUAGCCUUUGCCAGCUCAAGUUCAAAGUUCCUUGCCAUUUCCAGUUGCAAGUGCUAAUGGACGCUAGAAAUGUUUCUCGGAGUUGCACAAAACCGAAGGGCGGGCUUGUGUGUUACCAGUAUUUGUGCUGCUCUCUGGCAUAGGAUCUCAAAGCAGUGUCCAAAAACAGCCAGCUUUUGAUGAGCAAACAUCUAUACUGCACUAAAAAAAAAAUGAUCUGAGGUGGGACAUGUCUACCGUAAGAAGAAACUUGAAACAUUUAGGAAGGUUUUUAGGUGCUAAAACCAAAAAUGGAUUUCAAUCAUGAUUGAAAGGCACAUUUUGGGAUGAAUAUCUGUGAAACUGUACGCUACGCAAGUAAUGUUUAUAUGUAAUUUAAUAUUUAUAAUUACUUUUUGUGCAUCUAACUGAUUAAGCAAACUUGAAACCAUGAGACCUAAGUGGGGUUUGAUUACAUCAAACCUUAGUAUUGCGCACAAAGGGUUAUUGUUUAUUUCUUGUAUUACUUUUCUCCACGCACCCCUUCUAUUAUGUUCCUUUUUAUCUGUUUCCACUCUUUUGGGGCAUACAAAGCUCUUUUAGAGGGAUGCGCUGAGGGAUAAACUUACAAAUUUGAUCCCUCUGCUUCAGAUCAGAAGAUUUUGUUCACUUAAGUUCUGGAAGUGUGAAUGAAACGUACUGCUGACAACUGAGGCAAUGAACUAGCAAUGGGGUUGUAUGGGGUUAAAAUGUAUGAUCAAUUGCUUCUGGUGUGAGAUAAGGAAGAUUAUUUAAGUAUUUAUUACUUUUGUUUUAAAUCAUAUGUUGAUUUGAUUAUGUAUGUUUCUCCCCUCUUCCUUAAUUUAACUUGUUUAAGGGCCUCAGUCAGUAAAAUAAGGGCAAUUAAAAUAGUUGUCACUGCUGAAUGAUAUCUAAUAUGCAGUUAAUUCCUAUGGAAAAGCCAAUCAAUGUGUUUUACAGGUGAUAUUGCUGUUUGUUUAGCUGUUAAUCUGAUUUCUGGUCUGUUUACUUUGUGUCAGUGUCCUUUUGUUUGUCCAUAUAGAAGUUGUCUUAGAAGUACCCUAAUUGUAUAGUAAUAAUUAAUGUCAGUUCUCUGCCUGUAACUUCUGUCGGUGAUUUGAAUGCCAAGUGUUUCCAUAUCAUGUGAUGUGAUAUAUGUACAUAGACCAUAUGAAAAUAUGGACUUUUCAUUUUCUAUUUGGGGAAAAUGGAAUUGCUUGUAAAUAACAUUUGUUUAAAGUGCUGUAUGUUAUACAUAUGUACAUAUGAUGAUGCACAACGGUUUUCUAACACCUGUCAAUUUUGUAUCGAUGCAUCUGUAACAUUUCCUGUUCUCAUUAACACCAGUUUGUGGUUAAAUGUUGAGGUUUCCAUAUCCUGGUAUCAAAUUAGUUACUGUGUAUAAUAAAUGUGCUGAUGUUUGUACAUAGAUUUUUUUUUUUUUUUUUUUGGAUGGAAUUGUUAUAAAUGUACAUGUGUGUAGUUAUUUAAAAGAAAUAAUGUUACAAAAUUUGAAAGUAUGUUUGUUAAUAAACUCUAAUACUGAAGAAUCA
Ctenopharyngodon idella (grass carp) is the source of this 3495-nucleotide messenger RNA. It is a transcript of the gene mfsd2ab, whose product is annotated as MFSD2 lysolipid transporter A, lysophospholipid b. The transcript is spliced from 14 exons. The record is from RefSeq and is a predicted model, not a curated record. Bases 232 to 1806 code for a protein of 524 amino acids. Gene Ontology annotation, cellular component: membrane. NCBI's taxonomy places the organism in Eukaryota, Metazoa, Chordata, Actinopteri, Cypriniformes, Xenocyprididae. Gene Ontology annotation, molecular function: lysophospholipid:sodium symporter activity. Gene Ontology annotation, biological process: carbohydrate transport.